Messenger RNA from Pseudozyma flocculosa PF-1, 1107 nucleotides. RefSeq lists its product as uncharacterized. Bases 1 to 1107 code for a protein of 368 amino acids. Gene Ontology annotation, molecular function: protein dimerization activity; NAD binding; NADP binding. Gene Ontology annotation, biological process: L-threonine biosynthetic process. The transcript has 3 exons. Lineage: Eukaryota; Fungi; Basidiomycota; Ustilaginomycetes; Ustilaginales; Ustilaginaceae. The record is from RefSeq and is a predicted model, not a curated record.
AUGUCGCAGCAACAACAGAACAAGCUCAAGGUCGGCGUCCUCGGCGCCACCGGCACCGUCGGACAGCGCUUCAUCCUCCAGCUGGCCGACCACCCGCAGUUUGAGCUCGCUGCCCUCGGCGCAUCCUCGUCGAGCGCCGGCAAGUCGUACUCGGCCGCCGUCGCCGGUCGUUGGAAGCAGGUCCGCUCCAUCCCCGCAAACGUCGCACAGAUGCCCGUGUACGAGUGCCAGCCCCAACACUUUGCCCAGUGCCAGGUCGUCUUCAGCGGCCUCGACUCGGGCCCCGCCGGCCCCGUCGAAGACGCCUUUCGCAAGGCCGAGCUCCGCGUCUUUUCCAACGCCAAAAACUACCGCACCGACCCGCUCUGCCCGCUCGUCGUGCCCCUCGUCAACCCGGACCACUUUGACAUCAUCCCGCACCAAAAGAGCCAGGUAGGCACAAAGACGGGCUUCAUCAUCACCAACGCAAACUGCUCCACCACCGGUAUCGUCGUCCCCCUCAAAGCACUCGAGGACCGCUUCGGCCCGCUCGACAAGAUCGUCGUCCAGACCAUGCAGGCCAUCUCGGGCGCGGGCUACCCGGGCGUGUCGUCGCUCGACAUCCUCGACAACGUCGUCCCCUACAUCUCGGGAGAGGAGGAGAAGAUCGAGUGGGAGACGGCCAAGAUCCUCGGCGGCAUGACCAGCGACAAGACGGCUUUUGACCUCCACGCCGACUCGCCGCUCAAGGUGUCGGCCCACUGCAACCGCGUCCCCGUCAUCGACGGCCACCUCGAGACGGUCUCGGUCUCGUUCAAGAGGCAGCCGCCCCCCUCGGUCGAGGAGGUCAAGCAGUGCUUCCGCGAGUUUGUCACGGUGCCGCAGCAGCUCGGAUGUCACUCGGCGCCCCAGCAGGCCAUCACGCUCCACGAAGAGGCCGACCGCCCGCAACCCAAGCUCGACCGCGAGUGGCAGAACGGCGCCGGUGUCAAUGUCGGCAGGGUGCGCCAGUGCCCCGUGUUUGACAUCAAGUUUGUCGUCCUCUCGAACAAUGUCAUGAUCGGCGCCGCCACGAGCUCCGUCAUGAACGCCGAGAUUGCGCUCGCCAAGGGAUUCCUGACACAAUGA